Molecule: messenger RNA, 1086 nt
Organism: Arachis stenosperma
Lineage: Eukaryota; Viridiplantae; Streptophyta; Magnoliopsida; Fabales; Fabaceae
Exons: 1
Coding region: 1-1086 (361 amino acids)
Source: RefSeq, a predicted model, not a curated record
AUGACAAGUGAGGAAGAGAGUUUUCUUGUCUUAGUGCACUGCUCUGAAAAAAUUCAAAGAAGUAAAAAAUAUGGUGUGAAGUUCACUGAUAGAGAGUCAUUGAGUGUAUUUAUCAGUUCAUCAAGCACUUUGUCAGUUGUAAAGAACAGUAUCUUGCAGAAGUUUGGGGUAUUUGGGAGCAAGUGGGUGAAGAAGCUAUUCUAUAAGAUUCCCAUCGAUGUAGUGUCGACUGGUGUUAAGUAUGAUACGUUUAUGAUAGCGGCCGAUAAAGAUAUUUUGGUUCUGUUUCAUUGUGUUAGGAGUUUUCCAGAGGUCAGAAUACAUGAGCUAUAUGCGAAGUUGGAGGUUAGUUUCGAUAGUUCUGGGGCAUCAGCUCCGGUUCAUAGCUCGAUUGCCGUGGGCGGUGCGUCUAAUUCGAUGCCUGCGGCCGCACCAAAUGUUCCGCAGGUUGCAUCCCCUUCCUUUACGGCUGAUUUAGAUCGAAUGGAGGCAGUUGCUUCUGUGCCGUUCGAGAAUCAUAGGGUCUGGCAGCAGACAUUUGAGGUGGAUAUUGGUCGUGACAUAAUUCACGAUGUUCAAGGGUUCGGGGAACCUGAUCGAGUUGAGAAUGCAAUGCGGGACGAUGACUCUGACCAGGAGCCUGUAGAUAUCAUUGGAGACAGCGAUGAUGACACAAGUGCCAAUCCACAUACACAGCAUGGCCCUACAAGUUCUGGCACACAGCAGUACCCUCCGCACUUCUCCACUCUAAACUUGGAGGUUUUGGGUCAACAGGCAGACGGAGGUGCUACUAUUGGGGAUUCUUCUACAAAGUUUCAAAUUGGGCAAUCAUUCCAAAAUAAAGAUGAAUCUGUUUUGAGUGUGAAGGACUAUAGCAUCCGUCGAGGUGUUGACUACAGAGUUAUUUUCUGUUUUAUCUCACAUAGCGAUCACGCAAUCUAUCCAAACAAAAGCAUGCAGACACCAUUCUUUGAUCCCCUGCAUCGGUUGUCGGCAGAUAUAUUGCCCACCUACAAGUUUCAUUGUGAGCAUUUCAUUAGGAACGAUACACAUGAAAUUGAACAUGUUAUCCACACAAAACAAUAA